AUGAAAGCCCGGUGGUCCAGACUGGAAUCCAGACUGCUUUCGCUAGGUCACUGCCCUCGGGGGUACGCCAUGGUCCGCUUCCUGCUCCCCAUGCUCCUGUUCCAGCUGGGGGCUGGCCUCAUUCUCACGGAGAAGCCGCAGCUCGCGACAAAGACUACCAAGGACACGUUGGCCCUGGCUGCACAAGGUGCCAAUGGCACUGUGCAGGCAACAGCCGCCGGUGAGGAGUCCGAGGACAAGGAGGAGCUCGCAGAGAUCAAGGAGCAGGAUGCCGAGGUGAUCCAACCCAUCGAGGAUGAUGGGUCCACGAAGGACGAGAAGGAGGAUGCCGAAGCAGAUGACCUUCCCGACUCAAGCCCGGAGGCCAUGGCCCAGGAAAAGGUGGCUGCAGCCGUCGAAGAUGCGGACUCGGAUGCGCCCAUGGACUCCUCGGCGGAGGAUGAGGCCAACGAGGCCGCAACAUCCGACACCAAGUCGGACUCCAAGACCAGCUCCCUGUUGAGCCUUGGCUCAGAGCCUGAGCAGAAGGCACAUCCCAGGCUCAAGACCAAACCGGAGGAGACGGUGGCUUUGGCAAAGGAGGCUAAGGACGCCUCGGAGGAGAAGGAGGAGGAAGAGCCGGUGGACCCAACGCCGCCGGAUGGACUGACUGAGGCGGAGAAGAAAGAAUGGGAGAAGACCAUGCAAGAUCAGAAGGAGGGGGAGGAGGAAGUACAACCCCCAGCGGACGUGGUCGCAGAACAAGAGAAGGAGGCAGAGGAUGACAACUCCAAGGACUCCGACAAGGCCAUGGAACCGCCAGAGGAUAUGGAGUGA
Messenger RNA from Symbiodinium pilosum, 816 nucleotides. The record is from the annotation of a GenBank genome assembly. NCBI's taxonomy places the organism in Eukaryota, Dinophyceae, Suessiales, Symbiodiniaceae.